GAGGAGUGGCAGCACAUGGGUCCUAUUCAAAGGACGCUUUACAGAGAUGUGACGCUGGAGAACUACAACAACCUCGUCGCAGUGGGGAACUGCCUUUUCAAACCAGAGGUCAUCUUCAAGUUGGAGCAAGGAGAAGAGCCUUGGUUCUUAGAGGAAGAAUUCUCAAACCAGGGCCACCACAAACAUUACAGAAAUGAUGACCUGAUCAAGAGGAACAAGAAAAUAAAAGACAAACACUUGCAGCAAAUAACACUGAUCAAUAAUAAGACUAUGACUAGAAAAGAAGAGGAAAUUUGGGGAAAACCAUUUAAUCUACACAUAGCUCCUGUUUCUUCAACAAAAAUGUCCUGUAAAUAUGUCUCAUGGGGAGUGAAUUUGCAAAAUAUUUCUCAAUGUGUCAUUAAUAUUACCUAUUCAACAACAAAAACGGAUUGCUGUAGUGUCUGUGGAAAUGUGCCUUUCAAAAUUAACUUUGAGAGAACUCAUACUGGAGAUAAAUUUUUUGAAUGUAAUAAAAAUGGGAAAGCCCUCAUUUAUAAAGAAAAUUUUCUUGAGCAUCAAAAGUGUCAAAUUUUGGAGCAAGGUUCUGAAUAUAAUUCUGAAAAAUUCCAUGAUGAGGCUGCCUUUGUUACACACAAGAGUAUUCACACAGGAGAAAAGUCCUGUAAAGAUGAUGGAUAUAGCAAAAAUCGUGAUAAGAUAACACUCUUUGAUAAAAAAAGCACUGGAACAGAAGAGAAGUACUCUAAUCUUAAGCAGUGUGGGAAAUCCUUCUGUGAGAAGUCAGCUGUCAUGGAACACCAUAAAGUUAACAUGGCCAUGAAACACUAUGUAUAUAAUGCCAGUGAGAAUAAUUUCAACAGGAAGUCACAUCUCACUCAGUCUCAGAGAAUUGCCACAGAAGAGAAUGCAUUGGUAUAUAAUGACAAAACACAAACUGGGGAUAGAUCCUUUGAAUAUCAUGAAAAUAGAAAAUCCUACCUGAUGUCAGCCCACAAAGUACGCCAAAGAACUCACUCUAACAUCAAAUCCUAUAAAUGUAACGAAUGUGGGAAAUCCUUCUGUCAAAAAGGACAUCUCACUCAACACCAGAGAACCCACACAGGAGAGAAACCAUUUGAAUGUAAUGAGUGUGGAAAAACUUUCUCCCAGAAGUCUCAUCUCAGUACACAUCAGAGAAUUCACACAACAGAGAAACCCUUUAAGUGUAAUGAAUGUGGGAAAACAUUUGUCCAGAAAUCAACCCUCAGAGGACAUCAGAGAAUUCAUACAGGAGAGAAGCCCUAUGAAUGUAGUGAGUGUGGGAAAACUUUUGUUCAAAAGUCAACCCUCAGAGACCAUCAUAGAAUUCACACAGGGGAGAAAUCAUUUCCAUGUAAUGAAUGUGGUAAAACUUUUGGCCAGAAAUCAAACCUCAGGAUACAUCAGAGAAUUCAUGGUGGUGAGAAAAGUUAUCAAUGUAAUGAAUGUGAAAAAUCUUUCUGGCGAAAAGACCAUCUCAUUCAACAUCAGAAAAUACACACAGGAGAGAAACCAUUUAAUUGUAAUGAAUGUGGGAAAACUUUUGCCCGGACAUCAACCCUCCGAGUUCAUCAGAGAAUUCACACUGGGGAGAAACCAUUUAAAUGUAAUGAAUGUGGAAAAAAAUUUGUCCGGAAGGCAAUCCUUAGUGAUCAUCAUAGAAUUCACACAGGGGAGAAACCCUUUCAAUGUAAUAAAUGUGGGAAAACUUUUGGCCAGAAAUCAAACUUCAGAAUACAUCAGAGAACUCACAGCGGGGAGAAGUCUUAUAAAUGUAAUGAAUAUGAAAAAUUGUAUAAGAAGUCAACCCUAAAUGUAGGCCAGAGAAUUCAGGGAGGGAGAAAACCCUAUUGA
Messenger RNA from Myotis lucifugus (little brown bat), 1875 nucleotides. It is a transcript of the gene ZNF510, whose product is annotated as zinc finger protein 510. The coding region runs from base 16 to 1875 and encodes 619 amino acids. Gene Ontology annotation, biological process: regulation of transcription by RNA polymerase II. The record is from RefSeq and is a predicted model, not a curated record. Gene Ontology annotation, molecular function: RNA polymerase II cis-regulatory region sequence-specific DNA binding; DNA-binding transcription factor activity, RNA polymerase II-specific. NCBI's taxonomy places the organism in Eukaryota, Metazoa, Chordata, Mammalia, Chiroptera, Vespertilionidae. The transcript is spliced from 3 exons.